AUGGCUGCCCUGGGCCAUGCAGAGCAAAUCCAGAACCAGCUGGACCACCUAAAGCGAGUGAAGGACUUAAAGAAGAGGCGCCGGGCACAGGGGGAGCAGGCGAGAGCUGAGCUCUUGAGCCUGACCCAGAUGGAGCGGGAGAAGAGCAUUUGGGAGUUUGAGCAGCUGUAUCACUCCUUGAAGGAGCAGGAGUACCGCCUGUUGGCCCGCCUGGAGGAGCUGGCCUUGGCCAUCCAUAACAGCAUCAAUGGUGCCGUCACCCAGUUCUCCUGCAACAUCUCUCCGCUCAGCAGCCUGAUUGCCCAGCUGGAGGAGAGGCAGCAGCGGCCCCCCUGCCAGCUCCUGCAGCCGAUCAGUGAUUCUCUCUCAUCAUUGAGGGCUGAAAGAAUUAGGGUCCCUGAGCCUUGGAUCACACCUCCCGAUCUGCAAGAGAAAAUCGAUAUUUUUGCCCAAAAAUGUCUGUUCCUGACGGAGAGUCUGAAGCAGUUCACAGAAAAAAUGCAGUCAGACAUGGAGAAGAUCCAAGAAUUAAGAGAGGCUCAGUUAUACUCAGCGGACGUGACCCUGACCCGGACGGCCGGCCCCAGCCUGGCCUCGGACAGCCGGCGGCAGGUGCGGCCCAGCUGCCUCCGCAGGCCCUGCCGCCGCGGCCUGGGCUCCCGGGCUUCGUGGCGGGCGGAGGCGGAGGCGGGAGACAAGGCCGGGUGGGCCAUCGGUGUCCGUGAGGACUCGGGGUGCAGGAAAGGCGGGGUGACCUCUGCCCCCCAGAACGGGUUCUGGGCAGUGUCCUUGUGGUAUGGGAAGGAGUACCGGGCGCUCAUCCCCAUGACUGCCCUCCCCCUGCGGACCCUCCAGCGGGUGGGGGUUUUCUUGGACCACGAGCUGGCAGGUCCUUCCACCGUCACCUUCUCUCACGCUGCCUUCUGGCCUGUGCGGCCCCACUUCAGUCUGAGCGACUCCGGAGGCAAGAGCGCAGCUCCUCUGGCCACCUGCCCCCGCAGUGGGAGUCACGGUUACUCUGGCAAUGUUGGGAGUAAUUUAAAGAAAAUACAGUACAUUUGA
Messenger RNA from Eptesicus fuscus (big brown bat), 1062 nucleotides. It is a transcript of the gene TRIM27, whose product is annotated as tripartite motif containing 27. Gene Ontology annotation, molecular function: protein binding. Gene Ontology annotation, biological process: protein K63-linked ubiquitination; negative regulation of transcription by RNA polymerase II; negative regulation of viral transcription. NCBI's taxonomy places the organism in Eukaryota, Metazoa, Chordata, Mammalia, Chiroptera, Vespertilionidae. The record is from RefSeq and is a predicted model, not a curated record.